AUGUCUCCUCACAACAAGACGACUCUGACACAUCCCACACCAUCUCACGCAAAUCCAAUCCUCACAUCAAAACUCCAGGAUACUCUGUACACCGCACUUAUCAAUGCCGGCUCGGUUCCUCACAUCCAGCGAAGUCUCACACAAGAGCUGUCUGCUUCUGGGUGGACUGCGAACCUCCGUGUUCAGAUCAUGCAGUUGCUGCGAAGCGGCGAAUGCACCACAUUCAAUCAACUGAUGGAGAGGAUCAUGAAGGACGCACGAGGCGAAACAACCGAGAAGAAUGCCACAAAUGGCGCCACAAACGGAGAUCUUGCAAGCAAGGAGGUCGAAGAAGGAGGAUUGAAGAUACCCGACCGAGCUGUCCAAGCCGGAAUAAAAGUCGUAAAAACAGAAUUGGAGAAGGCUUGUAAUCUCAAGUUUGACGACGAAGGGUGA
Messenger RNA from Pseudovirgaria hyperparasitica, 435 nucleotides. RefSeq lists its product as uncharacterized. Gene Ontology annotation, biological process: mRNA export from nucleus; positive regulation of DNA-templated transcription. The transcript has a single exon. The record is from RefSeq and is a predicted model, not a curated record. NCBI's taxonomy places the organism in Eukaryota, Fungi, Ascomycota, Dothideomycetes, Acrospermales, Acrospermaceae. Gene Ontology annotation, molecular function: transcription coactivator activity. Gene Ontology annotation, cellular component: nuclear pore; SAGA complex. The coding region runs from base 1 to 435 and encodes 144 amino acids.